AUGUCAUACUACAAGACCGAGUACCAGCGGUUCCUGGCGAACCCCAAGUCCGCCAAAUUGGCCGGUGAUGUGUCUCUGAUCUACGUGCCCACCACCACCAAGUUCGAUCAACCCGACAAUGUGAUCACUCAUGUCGUGAAGCAAAGCCAGAUCGUCAAGACCCGAUCCCACACCGUCAUCAGUGCCAUUGAAGGCUCCGACGCGCUAUGCCUGGACAUGGAGACUACUCUGGAGUUCCGCGAGGGAGGCGGGGCCUAUCUCCCCUCGUUGGACGAUAAUUUCCUGGCCGACCGCGUCGUCACCUUCCCCACGAUUCACAUUGUCCACUUCGACUCUGAGCAGCAGAUCAAACAAAUUCGCAUCCAUUGGGACCAGGCUUCCCUGCUGAGACAAGUGGAGGUCAUCGGCGCACGGGGUCGUGCCUGGCCUAUUCGUGAUGGAAAGGACCAGAUUCGUCUCCUCAAGGCCUCCGCUAGUGCCUGCUCGACGGCAGCUGUUCCAGCGCCGGCCCCAGUGGCCAAACCCCGCACGCGCUCCUCUUCCCCGCAAAAGCGCUAUACCAAAGAUCCCUAUGCCGCCGAAUCCUUGACUGAGCUACUGUCGCCCAGCAAGGAAAUGGCAGAGCUCGAAGCUCGCGCAGAGCCCCCUAAGCCCACAUCCUCCGCCAAGAAGUACACCCAAGAUCCGUACGGAGCGGGAUCACUCAACGAGAUCCUAUCGCCUAGCAAGAAGCCUCCAGCUCCUAUUGCGCCUUUCGCCCCAAGUUCGAGUCGCCCAGCCACGCGCAACUUUAGUGAUAUCUUCGUGAAAGACGAUGAUGUCCCCGACUCGCCCUCGAGAUCGCAGCGCCGCGCACCCCGAGAGCCCCAAGAAGAAAAGGGUCGCCUUGGACCUGUCGACGAAGAUCGUCACUUCUACAAGACCAUCGAGGGCAAGUUCAGCCAUUUCGAGAUCGGCGGUGACUACCCCGAACAGGAGGAGAAGCCUGCACCCAAGCACGCGAACUCAUACCACGCCUCCAAGUGGGGGUUCGAUGACUUCACCACCCCAACCAAGGCCACCCGCCCUCCCCGCGGCGAGGAAGUCCGACACUUCGAUCUCAGCGAGGACGAGGGCCCAGAAGAGCUGAAUGUCGCUAAGCCCCGCCGCGAUGCCGAGCGCCACUUCGAAUUAACCGACGACGAAGAAGACGAAGGCCGCAUCAUCAGCUCAUUCGGUGGUCGUGGCCAACGUCUCUAUGACAACCGUCUUUUCGAAGGCACCGAAGGCCCCGAGCUGAGCGAGCGCGAGAAGAAAAACCAGCCGCUGGCCGUCACCGGAAACAACAAGAACCGCGACAGGAACUUCGUUUCUCAGUUCGAGAUUGUUGACGACUCGCCUAUUUCCAAGGAAAACUCCAAGCCCAUCGCCAAGCACGAGAAGGCCAAUCAGAUGAUGGAGUCUCACUGGGAUAACUAUGACGAGACACCCCAGCCUAAGCGCAAUGCUACUGCUACUGCGUUGCACAACCCGCUUAAGCACAACCAGCCCAGCUGGAGCCUUGGUGAUGAGUAG
This is a messenger RNA of Penicillium olsonii, 1554 nucleotides long. The record is from the annotation of a GenBank genome assembly. Lineage: Eukaryota; Fungi; Ascomycota; Eurotiomycetes; Eurotiales; Aspergillaceae.